GCCAUACAGGGCGAGCAAUAAUGAACUUUACCCAUGAAGGUCCGACCUAAAAAUCACAUUUUAUUUAAUAACUUUUUAGUGGUGGCACCUGGACCAUUUAUAUUCUCAGGGAUUAAAUACUUUAAUAACCCCAGUAUUUGUGUAAAAUUACAAUCUUCCAACUUUAAUAGGUUCUGAGCAAUUCGAAUUUUCGCGUUUAAUUCAUUUGCGGCGUCCCUGUACAUGGUGAAAAGAUCAAACAACAUCUAAAGGAUCCGAAAUUUUGUUUUACAACACAUACUAAAAUUUCAGGGUUCCAGCGAUAGUACAAGUACCCGAAAAAUGCGAUUUUAUGAAAAAAGUCCAUUUUUUUGCGUUUUUGCAGGUAAUUGGAGGUGUCAACCUAAACUCUGAUGAAAUGGCUGGUGGGAACAAUACUUUGACGCAUGGUGGAUACAAAUUUUUUGCUCGUGACAGGUGGCCGGGACUUGGUUGGGUUUUUUGUAAAAUUAUGAAUGAAAAUGAACCGGAAACGAUCAGGGAAAGGAAGCACCGAAUCAGAAAAUGAAUGGGCUUUCCGAAUCUGUGCAUAUCAAUAGGGGAAAUUGUGUAUUGCGGCCAGGAAAAUUCGGCAAACAUUUUGACGUCUUCGAAAAAUGCCGUUUUUUUGAAAUGUCAGUGUCUUUAUACCGGGGUGAGACGAAAUGAAAUUUGCCCGAUUAUUUUAUUAAAAUUAUUCGAAUAUAUACACGGGUCAGUCGUAAUGAUCUACUUAAUUUAAAAUAAAAAUUUCGAUAUUAGAUUUUAUUUCGCCCAGUUAGUUUUAUUCUACAAAAUCAAAGAUUCUGAAGCACCCAACACUUAUUAAACUGAUUAGAUCUAAAAGUGCUGUGCUCCAUUGACAAACCAAGCAAGUAAGCAAGGUUUUUGGAAAAAUUUUACUCAUUGCAUCCUAUAGUAUUGGUACAUAGUUCCAUUCUACAAAAUCAAAGAUGCCAAAAAUGAGUAAAAAGUCCGCUAAGACGAAAAAAAUCCAGAAAAAAAAAAUAUAUUUAUCCAAAAAAUUGGAAAAUACAGAAAGCGGUAACAAAGACGAAAACUUACAAAAUACUGGUAAGCAAGGACAUGGGCAACACAAGUUGCCCAUAAACAAGAUCCCAGAGGAUAGUACAAGUAAGGUAAAAUUCAAUGAAGUUGUAAUAGAGUCUAAUAAGCGAAAGUCAUUGACGGUUAUUGACAACAAUGAAGUACCAUUGUCAUCAAAAACUGUUAAUCAUAAAAAACAAAAAGUUAUUGAUUCUUUUCAAAAGUUAUCCCAUACAGGUGAAAUUCAGAAUAGUGACAAAAUGCAGGAAGACACUACAAUCAAUCAUCCAACCAAGUUUGAACUAGCAUUGAGAGAAGGCCCCACCAUUGUUUGCAGUUGUUGUAUGCGAUUAUGGUUUUCCACUUCAUGUCGAAAAAUAGAUCUACAAAUGCUAGAAAACAAAUUUGGAAACCAAUUCACUACACAAAUUUGUAAUGAUGGGGUUUUCUUCUGCAACUCUUGCUCUCAAAACAUUUAUAAAGGACAAUUGCCAAAGUUCUGGUCCGGCAAUCAUAAUAUUGUUCACCCUAUUCCAGUUGAGCUAAAAGAUCUGACUAUCCUUGAAGAAAGGAUGGUGUCGGCCAGGUUACCUUUCAUGCAAAUCCGACAGGUAGGAUAUGCACGGCAGUGUUACAUAACUGGCCAAAUAGUCAAUGUCCCUAUAAAUAUAGAUACUUCGACCAAAUUAUUGCCUAGAAAUGUAGAGGAGACACAAACUAUUCAGGUUAAGCUCAAGAGAAAAAUGAACUACAAAAAUGAUUAUCUCCUGGAAACCAUACGGCCCGCAGUUGUUCUAAAAGCGGCAAAAUUUUUGUGUCAACAACCUCUUUACAUACAAGAAGGCAUAAAGCAAUCAGAUGAUUGGGAAAAAAAUAUUAAUGACUAUAUACGAUCUCAAGUAGAAUCCUCUGCACAGAUCUUAAACGAAGGCUCAAAAGUGGUGGAACUGGAUUCUAAAACAGUGUGUAGUGAAAAUUUUGAAGAAUUGUUCGAUAAUGCGUUUUUCGAAACAAUGGAAGUGCCCCUAGAAUCUAAGAAUGACGAUAAAAAUAUUCAAAAAGAAUCUUCAAUUGAAAAAAACAAUAUAUACAAUUUAGAGGAAUUCUUAGAUGAAGAAGAAGAGCCUUUAAAUCCUGGGGGCCAAGAAACUUUGCUUGACAAAUGUAACCUAGAAAAUAUCUGUUUUGCCCCAGGAGAAGGUAAAACGCCAAUACAUUUGAUGCUUGACCAGUUUAGCGAUGAACUCUCAUUUCCUACACUUUUCUGUGGACAUGCUAAGCAAUUUCUUACAAAAUUCUCCUAUUCUGACCAGACGAAAAUACAACUCCAGCACAAAGACAGGCGAUUUGCAAGGACAGACUAUCUGUUGUAUACAUUUAAAAAACGUCAACUAAUCCAAUUAUCCAGUGCAAUUGCAACAUGUCUCAGAAAAAAGAGGAAUGAGGAUGGAAAAUAUACAGCUGGACAAGUAAGACAAGCAAAUUUUCUAGACCAGCUGAUUCGAAGUGACAUGGGAUUCCAUUUUCUUAGUAGAAUUGCAGGUUCACCUGCUUAUUGGAAGCACGAAAAGACAAAAUUACUAUGUAUGAUUCGCCAAUUUGGAAUCCCCACACUGUUUUUUACCGUAUCAGCAGCCGAAACAGCAUGGCCCGAAUUAAUCAAGGUAUUAGCACAAGUUGUUGAUCAAAAAGAUGUUACUUUAGAAGAGGCCGCGAGUAUGCCCUACUUAGAAAAAACUCGCUUAAUUAGAACAGAUCCGAUAACUUGUGCCAGAUACUUUGAUUAUCGGUUCAAACUGCUAUUUAAACAUAUGAAGAGUCAAAAUGGACCCUUUAAACAAAAUCCCAUAGAGCAUCAUUAUUACCGCAUAGAAUUUCAACAUCGUGGGUCUCCUCAUGUUCACGGGUUAUUGUGGUUAUCUAAUGCUCCAAAAUUCCAAGAAACACCAGAAAGUUUCAAAGAGUGUGCCGAAUUCGCGAACAGGUAUAUUACCUGUAAUAGUGAUUUAGAAAGUGUCCGUGAUAUAAUUCAGUUUAAUACGCAUCAUCAUUCUAAAUCGUGUCAAAAAGAAGUGCGGGGACACAAAGUUUGCAGGUAUGGUAUCCCAUUCCUGCCAAUGGAUAAAUCGGUAAUUCUAACGCCAAUAAAAAUUGACAAAACCAAGGAAGCGGAUUUACGUAAGGCCAUGUCUGAAAAGUUUUUAAUGAUAAUGCGUAGGCUUAAGGAUAAACCAGAUUUAUCAUUCGAAAACUUUUUGGCUGACCUUGGUAUGUCUAAGGAUGAGUAUCUUAAUGUUAUACAGCACAACAUAUUUAAAACCACUUUAUUUUUAGAAAGGCUGCCAAAAGAUGGAUUUAUUAACAACUUUAAUGCUGAAAUGUUCUCCAUGAUGAAGAGCAACAUGGACAUUCAAUUAGUUUUUGAGCCAUAUGGUUGUUGCACCUACAUAGUCAACUAUAUCAAUAAGUCCCAAAGAGGUGUGUCUGAUAUUUUAAUGAAGACUAUGGAAGAAAUUAAAAAAGGUAAUUUAGAUGUUAAGGGCAAACUUAAAUCUCUUGCAGCUGCUUUCUUAAAUGCGAGCGAAGUAAGUGCCCAGGAAGCCGCCUACAGCGUGUUACAACUACCGAUGCAUGACACCUGUACCUCCUAUGUAUACAUCCAUACAAAUCCAAUCAGGGAAAGGACAAAAAUGUUGAAACCAUUAGCACAACUUAAAGAAAUGGAUAAUGACGAUCCCAAUAUUUAUUGUGAUGGUCUUAUAGAACACUAUGAACAGCGGCCUGAUGAGAUGGAAAACAUAUGUUUGGCUGAGUUUGCGGCCUAUUAUGAUUUCUUUAAGAAACAAGCAGAAACAAAGGCUAAUGGUUUACCCUUAAAAGAUGGAAGUGGCGUUUUAGUUAAAAGGGGUCAUGCUAAAAUUUUAGCCUACCGUAGUUAUGGACUUCAGCAAGACCCUCUUAACUAUUAUAGGGAACAAAUAAUGUUAUACAUCCCAUGGAGAAAUGAAGUGGAUGAAGUUGAAAAUGACAACAUUGAUCAACAGACCAUAUACAAAGAUCGAUACCAAGAGAUUGUUGCAAAUCGACAAAAGUUCAAUGUCUUAAAUGAACAGGUAAUCGACGAAGCACUGAAACUUGCCGAAGACCGAUCAAAUCAAUUAGACGAUGGUGGAUUCGGUGGAGAAAUCGAUGAUGAGUUUAUGCCUUAUGGACUAGACAAGCCCAUUUAUGAUCCAUUCAAUCACAUCAUCGAUAAGAAAGACGACGAAGCGCCAGUAAAACAUAUCGCUUUCCCAACGCCUCAUCAGAUAAGCGAUUCAGAGUAUGAAGCCCUCAUAAGCAAACUGAAUCACAAGCAGUAUCAGUUCCUUAAUGUCGUGCAAGACAGUCUAAUUGAAGGGGAAACUUUCUACUGCACACUUAGUGGUCCAGCAGGUACAGGCAAAAGUCAUCUGAUUACGGCAAUAACCCAGUCGUUAUUGCGCCAUUUCAACUCAAUACCGGGAAAUAAUCCUGAAAGUUUAAAAGUGUUACUUUGUGCGCCUACAGGUAAAGCGGCAUUUAAUAUCGGAGGUAUAACCUUACAUGCGGCAUUAUCGUUACCCGUUAGUCAGUAUGGUGAAGAACUAAUUCCGUUACACCAUGACACCGUUAAUACUAUAUAUUGUAAUUUGUGUGACUUAAAAUUAAUUAUUGUAGAUGAAUAUUCCAUGGUUGGCGCCAGAUUGUUUGACCAUAUUAACAGUAGAUUGCAGCAAAUCUUUAAAUCUGACGCCAUCUUUGGAAAUAUUUCAAUAAUUUUAUGCGGCGAUAAUCGUCAAUUACCCCCAGUAAGGGAUAUGUAUAUUUUUUGCCCGGUAAAAACAAAUCCGUAUAAAGAAUUAUGCGGGACGUAUCUGUGGGAUCAUUUUAAAUAUUUUGAACUUUCAGAAAUAAUGAGACAGAGUGAAGAUAAGUCUUUUGCAGUUGCCCUCAAUAAUAUGGCGUUUGGUAAAAUGACCGACGAAGAUGUGCAAUUGAUCAAGUCCAGGGAAGUCGACAGUAUUGACCAAAUUCCUGAAGACACUAUGCAUUUAUUUUGCACCAAUGCAGAAGUAGAUGCAUUCAAUGAAAUGAAACUGUCUACAUUUAAAACCGAGCGAGCCGUAAGUCAAGCCAGAGACGUUAUCAAAGGGAGUUGCUCAGAACGACUAAAAAAUUUAUUUCUGGAACACGCAAAAAGCUUAAAAAAGGGGGAGAGUUUUGGCCUAAUGUUAAAUUUAAUAUUGCAGGUAGAUGCCAAAUAUAUGAUUUCAAUGAAUGUGGACACCAGUGAUGGAAUAGUCAAUGGUGCAACAGGCAUCCUACGUCAAAUAGACUAUGACCGAAAUAAAAUUCCAUUCAGAGUGUGGAUGGAGUUCUUCGAUUCCAAGUCAGGCCAGGAAUGCCGCAAGAGAAACGAAUCCCUUAAGAUGUCUAUGGGUGUGUUAUACACCUGGACGCCCAUAGAAAAAGCUGCACGAGCUAUUAAAGUUCAAAAAGGCAGCAAUGUUCACGUUGAGCGUCUUCAGUUUCCUCUUGUAAUCAGUGAAGGAAUUACAAUCCACAAGAGUCAAGGUGCCACCUACAAACAGGUGGCUGUUCACGUUGGAAAUCGCAUGACGAGAACCAGUACCUAUGUUGCUUGUAGUCGGGCCACAAAGCUUAGUGGCCUCUACAUCAUUGGUAACUUUAAGGCCCCCAAACCGGUAACCGAAAAGGAUGCCGCUUAUAAAGAACUGGUAAAUAUGCAAGAAAACAAACUUAUAACAUCCAGGUAUGACACUCAGUAUCUUAAUGAUUCUAAUGUCAAAUACAUUAUUGCUUAUCAAAAUGUGCAAAGUCUACCAAAAAAUUUUAAUUUUAUAAAAAAUAAUCCCAUUUUUAAAGACGCACAUUUCCUAAUUUUUGUUGAAACCUGGUUACUUAAAAAGAAACAAAAUUUAAAAAUAAAUGAUUUUGAAGUGUUUGCCAACCUGAAUAACGAUCAAACUAUAAGUAAACCCUUUGGCAUAAUUUGUUUCAAGAAAAAAAAUGUAUCAGCAAAAAUAAAGUCAGUGAAAAAAUACACCAAAGAUUUCUGUGGUAUAGUGUUUCAAGCAAUCACAUUUUACUUAAAUGAAAUUUAUGUCAUAGCAGUUUAUAUUCCUCCAAAAUUGAGCAUUGCACAUGCUAAAUUUUGUUUGGAGGAGAUUAUUGAUCAACAAAGUGAUAUCCUAAUCAUCGGUGAUUUUAAUCAAGAUAUUAUCAAUCAAAAUGAAAAUGGUUUGAAAAAUUGUUUAAUAUCUAAAGGUUUAAGUUGCAAAUUGAGUGUUGGCGAAUCAACUACAAAAUCAAAAACUCAAAUUGAUUGGCUUUUUAGUAAUUUUAAUAAUUUGAGUUACAAUAUUUACAAUACUGUGUAUAGUCACCAUAAAUCACUAGUGGUUAGUAUUUAUGAUAAAGGUUUUAUUCCCAAGCAGGUAAAAAACGUUGAUAAAAAUAAACAAUCUACAAAAGGCUCUACUGAACUAAAAUUUAAUACCAAGCAAAUGCAAAUUUUACCAACACAAAAUUCAUUGGGUAUCUCUACUUACCAAAGUGUAGAAGAUAAUAAUGACAAUAUGGUAGUAGAUAUUAGUUCAGAUGACGAAAACAACCCCAACUUAUUUACUAAACCGCCUGCUUUAUUAAAUACCGAUAUGGUAUCAUGUUAUGCAAAUAGCAUCGUACAGUCAUUUUUAUGUUUACCUGAAUUUCGCUUAUCCAUUUCAAAGCGAAAUACAGCGCUAAACAGUAUUCUAAAUGAUAUUAUGCUGACCAAAAUUAAUUCCACAUUAAAAGUUCGACAAUUGGUGUCUGGUCGAAAUGGUGAAAAUUUUGCUGUAAAUCAACAAAUGGACGCUCAAUCAUUUUGUCAAUCUUUAAUCAGAAGAUUAGAUGCAGAUGAUUUUAGCGUUUUCAUAAAAGCUAAUAGUCAUGAACUUUUAAAUUGUCAAAACUGUAAUAUUAAUAUGAAUGAAAAUGAACAAUUAAUAUACACUCAUUUUCUUUAUUUUCCUGAAAACUGUGGCAAUUUAAUUGAUUUUAAUUCAAUGUUAAUGCUAAAAGACUCUGAUAGAUUAUGCCCAUACUGUAACAAUAAUCUAAAAACACGCUCAGUGGUUAUAUGCCAUAAAUAUUUGGUAGUAUGUCUUCAGAGAAUUGGCCCUCAAGGGAAUAAGAUAAAUACCAAAUUUUACAAUUUUGCCUCUGAAAGUGUUAUUUUGGAUGAUCAAAUAUUCCGAGUAAAAAGUGUUGUUAAACAUCAUGGAAACACCAUUGGAUCUGGUCAUUAUACAUCUAUAGUUAAUUAUAACGAUCAAUGGUGGAAAUGUGAUGAUAAUCGCAUAACUAGAAUGUCUGGGUUUGAUAACACUUUAGAAGAUGUAUACUUAUUGCUCUUAGAAAAAUGUUAAAUUUUGUUAAAAUACUAGGACAAGCCUAUUUAACAUAAACAAAAUUACAAAUGAGCAAAGCAAUAUUCAAUUAGUAUGAGCAGUGAGUUUUGCAUUGCAAGCAAAUAAAACAUCAGUUUACUCACACUUCUAGCUCAACAUGCAUCCAGGGGUUAUCCGGCCCGACUGUAACCAAAACUCUUGACGCACUUAGAUUCAGAUAUUAGGUUAUGAUCUCCCCCUACCCCCAAAAGAUUUCACUAUGUGAUGUCUUUAUAUAUUAGAGCCAUCUUAUGCGAUAAGUGAUUAAACCUAGCUUAAUAGCCAAUUUGUUAUAAUGCAUGUAAUUACUUAUUGCAAUGGGUGGCGGAUUUUUCAUUCGGCGAGGCAACUCUUGCUAUCGUCUUGAGGUAUCAAAAGUCGGAGUAUAAUGAUUAGCGUGUGGUAAAUAGUAGAUAAUUGUAGAAGUGCCUAGUGCUAAUGGCAUGGCUUACUAUUAAUCAUUCGCUUUCACAAUGAAAAUCCCUUUUCUAGUUUUAUAUAUAUUUUAAAUAUAUAUUUAAUUAUAAAAGUCUCUCUGGGAGAGUAAACUAUACAAUUUCAUAUUUAUCUGUAAAACAUAUAAUUUUGCUAUGUGGUUACUAAGCACAAUUAAUUCUUUAAUUUAUAUUUUAUGGUUUAUUUUCAAUGUGAUAUGGAAAUGUAUGGUUAAUCUGUAAAAUAGCAAAUCAACAGACCAUGUCUGUUUUGUUUAAAUAUGCUAUAUUAAUUUAAAACAGCAUAACCUCGUAAAAUCAGUUUUCGUUAUAAAUGUUCAUGAUAUAAAUAUGAGAUAUUAUUAUGUUAAUUUAUUAAGAAUUUUUUAGAGAAAGUUGAUGUAAUUAAUUCGCGAUUUACAAAAAACUGAUUUUCGCUCUGACAAGUGCCUCUCAAGUCCUGGAUGAUUCUUAAACAAAUAAAAUUCCUUUUUUAGCAACAUUAUCUUCUGAUUGUGACAAAUGUUUUGUCAUAGUAAUUUAAUAUUUAUUUUUUUUUAACCAUACAAUCUUUUUUAUAUUGUAUUUAGGAAAUUAAGAUUGAUGACUAUAUUACUACUUUGGUACCGCUCUUUCCAGAAACGGACUUCCAAUCUGUGGAGAAUAUAG
This is a messenger RNA of Anthonomus grandis grandis, 8644 nucleotides long. RefSeq lists its product as uncharacterized. The transcript is spliced from 4 exons. Gene Ontology annotation, biological process: telomere maintenance; protein deubiquitination; DNA repair. Bases 972 to 7520 code for a protein of 2182 amino acids. The record is from RefSeq and is a predicted model, not a curated record. Lineage: Eukaryota; Metazoa; Arthropoda; Insecta; Coleoptera; Curculionidae. Gene Ontology annotation, molecular function: DNA helicase activity; cysteine-type deubiquitinase activity.